GUUAUACCUUAUUGGGUUUUUGUAUAGAGAGAGUUUGUGCCUUCUUUGUUUCGCAGUAGGGUUGAAGCGGAUAGUACGCCACCUCUCUCUCUCUCUCUCUGCCUAUCAAAGUCGCGAAGAAGAACCUCUUCUUCUACUUCUUCUUCGUCCCGAGCUUCUCCCAGUAGCGCAACAUAAUGGGGGCUUCGCUUCCUACCAAAGAGGCCAACCUAUUCAAGCUCAUCGUCAAAUCAUAUGAGACUAAGCAGUACAAGAAAGGACUGAAGGCAGCUGAUGCCAUAUUAAAAAAGUUUCCUGAUCAUGGAGAGACUUUAUCGAUGAAAGGACUGACUCUAAACUGUAUGGACCGCAAAACUGAAGCAUAUGAGCUUGUUCGGCUUGGAGUGAAGAAUGAUAUCAAAAGUCAUGUUUGCUGGCACGUGCUUGGUCUUCUUUACCGGUCAGACAGAGAGUAUAGAGAGGCCAUCAAAUGCUAUCGAAAUGCCCUUCGAAUAGAUCCUGAUAACCUUGAAAUACUCAGAGACCUCUCACUCUUACAGGCACAAAUGCGUGACUUAUCCGGUUUUGUUGAGACCAGGCAACAGCUUUUGACUUUAAAGCCUAAUCACCGAAUGAACUGGAUCGGCUUUGCAGUCUCCCAGCAUUUAAACGCAAAUGCUUCGAAAGCUGUUNUGUUUUGUCUACCUUGUCUUAAAAACAUGCGAUUGUGA
Camelina sativa (false flax) is the source of this 710-nucleotide messenger RNA. NCBI's taxonomy places the organism in Eukaryota, Viridiplantae, Streptophyta, Magnoliopsida, Brassicales, Brassicaceae. The record is from RefSeq and is a predicted model, not a curated record.